Cyprinodon variegatus (sheepshead minnow) is the source of this 947-nucleotide messenger RNA. RefSeq names its product low choriolytic enzyme-like. NCBI's taxonomy places the organism in Eukaryota, Metazoa, Chordata, Actinopteri, Cyprinodontiformes, Cyprinodontidae. The record is from RefSeq and is a predicted model, not a curated record. Gene Ontology annotation, biological process: proteolysis. Gene Ontology annotation, molecular function: metalloendopeptidase activity; zinc ion binding. The transcript is spliced from 8 exons. The coding region runs from base 53 to 730 and encodes 225 amino acids.
UCAAACAGAUGAGAUCACGGACGCUGUCCCAAUACCCAAACUUGAUAUAAAAAUGCCUGUGCUGCAUGGAGACAUUGCUGUAGCAGAUACGACGUACAAGAAUGCAGAGCCAUGUACUGCCACUGAAAAAGGCUGCAAGUGGCCCAAAGAAGGACGUUAUGUCUACGUGCCUUAUUACAUUUCCCCAGACUACACCCAAGAGGAGCAGAACAUCAUCAUUAGAGGCAUGCGGAGCUUCAACCAGACAACCUGCAUUCGUUUUAUCCCCUGGAAUCCCAGUGUUCGAAAUUACAUCUCUUUCUUUACUCAACCUAACUCUGGGUGCUGGUCUUACCUAGGCCGUCAGAAAGGAGUACAGCACAUCUCCCUUGAGAGAGGAGGAUGCGUAAGAUAUUCGACUGUGCAACAUGAGAUUCUUCAUGCUCUUGGAUUCAACCAUGAGCAGGUCCGCUCAGACAGAGACAGAUACGUCCGAAUUCUCUUCAACAACAUUAAGCGAAAACAGCAAUACAAUUUCCAAAAGAAGAGGACAAACAACUUGGAAACUCCCUAUGACUUUAGCUCUGUCAUGCAUUACAACAAAUAUGCCUUCUCCAAGAAUGGGUUGCCAACCAUCGAAGCAAAGGGAGAUCCUGCCCCCGCGUUUGGAAACGCCCGUCAAAUGAGCACCAAUGACAUUAUUCGUGUCAACAAGCUUUACAGAUGCAGAUCCUCAUUUUAUCGGUAUUAGCACAGACAUCUGGAUAUGCUGCACCAAAAGACAUGAUGUCAAAGCACUGGGAAAUCAUACAUCUGCAAACUUUCCAAGUCAUAAGUAAAUAUUUAAAGAAAUUAUUGUGUAGAAAAUCUGGAGUAGACAGGUUCCAAAAGAGAUAUUACCUGAAUGGCCUUCUUCUGAUUAGGGAUAUUACAUCAGACUGUACUUCAACAGAGAUAAAUAAGUGAAA